Vanderwaltozyma polyspora DSM 70294 is the source of this 1761-nucleotide messenger RNA. RefSeq names its product Haa1p (gene HAA1). Gene Ontology annotation, biological process: positive regulation of transcription by RNA polymerase II; intracellular copper ion homeostasis; intracellular iron ion homeostasis. The transcript has a single exon. Gene Ontology annotation, molecular function: DNA-binding transcription factor activity, RNA polymerase II-specific; RNA polymerase II cis-regulatory region sequence-specific DNA binding; copper ion binding. Gene Ontology annotation, cellular component: nucleus. NCBI's taxonomy places the organism in Eukaryota, Fungi, Ascomycota, Saccharomycetes, Saccharomycetales, Saccharomycetaceae. The record is from RefSeq and is a predicted model, not a curated record. Bases 1 to 1761 code for a protein of 586 amino acids.
AUGGUUUUAAUCAACGGUGUUAAAUAUGCAUGUGAAAGAUGUAUAAGAGGCCAUAGAGUUACAACAUGUACGCAUACAGAUCAACCAUUAAUGAUGAUUAAACCAAAAGGUAGACCAUCUACUACAUGCGAUCUAUGUAAAGAACUUCGAAAAAAUAAAAAAGCUUUGAUAAAUUCACCAAAUGCAAUCUGUACCUGUGGUAGGCUAGAGAAGAAAAGACAACAGCAAAAGCUUAAAGAAGAAGCUAAAGCAAAGGCAAAGGCUUUAGCAAAGGAACAGAAAAGGGAAAAGAGUAGAAAUGGCUUAAUUUCAAGUAGUGAAAGAAAAAAGAAAAUAAAUUCAUCAAAUGCAUCUUCUAUUUCAAAUCUAUCAAACAUGAUAAAAGCAGAGGGAAGACUAUCAGAAUUAUCACUUCUGAGUGGUAAUGGAAUGUUACCAACACAGCAUAGUUUUACAAAUAUACAUCCAAAUUCAAGUGGUUAUGCCUUCAGCGAUGUUAGUAGUACGAAUUCUCCUCCAUCUUCAAUUGAUGGUAGAAGCAAUUACGGAACAAAUCCGAUAGCAAUGAGUAGAAACAUAUCGGAAUCCUCAAACUUUUUACCAAAUGCAAGUAGUUUCCUUGAUUCAGGUCAUAACAUUGCAUCUCCUACAAGUGGAAAAAUUACAAAGGAUUAUCAUAGAGUGGCUUCAAUAGCCUCAUUAUCUUCUCUCCAUUCCCAACAGUCCUUAGAACAAAGCUUUUCUCCACAGAGUCCAAUACAUAACUCAUUGAAUUUUGUAGGCGGUUCUUCAUUGAACUCCAAUACGAUAUCGACAAAUCCAUUAUAUGCAUCCAAUAACUCUGAAUCACAUAUAAAUCUUUCUGAUUUAACGAGCAAACAGAAUCUUCAGAGAUCCAAAAAUGAACUUUCUAUAUCACUUGAUGAGUUUUUACCAGGUGAUAUGGAUAACAGUAGUCCGAAUUGGCUGAAUGACACUUCAUUGAACAACGCUAAUAUUCAGUCUUUAAACAAUUCACUCAAUCAGGUGAAUCAAAGACAAAAUCACAACAAUAGUCUCAUUCACAAUAAUUCAUACAAUUCCGCUAAUAGUCAGUCUUUAGACUCAGGUUUAUUGGAUACAUUCAUGGAUCCAUCUUCUAUUUCAGGUAUAUCAAAAGCAACAUAUUUGUUACAAGAUAACAACAAUAAAAAUGGUACAGAUUCUAAGAAUGAUAUUUUAAAUUACUUCAAUGAAACAUUGAAUAUUGGGAACAAUAAUAUGUCAAAAGGUCAGGAAAUAUUACAAGGACGCGGAGAUCUUAAUGAUCUAAGUCCUGAUAGUAAUAUAGUCAAAAAUGAACUUGACGACUUGAGAAGUCUGAACAGUGUCGAAGUAAUUUCAUUAGCACCUGGUUCAUUAGAUAUUCCUGAUCCUAGCUUUUCCUCGACUUUUUUUGAUAAUAGACAAGAUACUCAAAACUCGCUACCGUUUAAUGCAACUUCAAAAGAGUCAACUAACGUUAACAAUAACCCAGUAAUAUCACUGAGUGAGAAACAGAGUAUGCAUCAGCCUACGUCACCAGAUGCCUUAUUCUCUAAUCUCAAUGAAUCGAUUAAUUAUCCAUCGCAAUCUAAUUCUAUUUCAUACGGAAAUUUGAAAUCAAAUAAUAACUUCAAUAAUACCAAUUCUCCUUAUGAUACAAAUAUUCAAACUGAUCUAGAUCAAAUAUUAUUGCAAACCACAAUCCCUACUGAAACAGAUGAUUUAUUGAAUAUUUAA